AUGAAUUGUGGUCCAAUGCCUCUCUAUCCAAUGAGGUGCUGGUUGCUGUCCAGGUGCCCGGUGGUGCUGAAAUUUGGAUGAUGUCUAGCAGGAGAACUAAAAGCUGCUGCUGCUUACUGCCACUCAAUGAAGACAACGGGCGAUUCCUUCUCCUAGCCAUUUUUAUCGUGCUCUACCUGAUCGCCGGAGCCACUAUCUUCUCCACCAUAGAGAGGCCCACAGAACUCGUGGCUCACAACCGAUGGGACAGGAUAUUAAAGAACUUUAGCCAGUCGUUUAAUAUCAGUCUCCAAGAGCUCAGGUCUUUUCUGCGAGAUUAUGAAACAGCCAUGGCAGUAGGGAUUAGGGCAGAUGCCCUCAGACCAAGGUGGGACUUCACUGGAGCACUGUACUUUGUAGGGACAGUCGUCUCUACAAUAGGUUUCGGAAUGACCACACCAGCCACUGUCACUGGAAAAGUGUUCCUCAUCUUCUACGGCCUUUUUGGAUGUGCUGCAACAAUAUUGUUCUUUAACCUCUUCUUGGAAAGGAUGAUCUCUCUUUUGGCUUUCGUGAUGAAAGCUUGCCAUGAAAGGCAGUUACGACGAAACGGGCUUCUACCUCCAACUGUCCGUCGAGGGUCAUCUAUAUCUGAAGUGGACAGCCUAGUUGGCUGGAAGCCAUCUGUAUACCACGUCAUGCUAAUUCUGGGAAUUUUUGCUAUCACCCUCUCUUGCUGUGCAUCAGCCAUGUACACCCCAGUAGAGGGCUGGAACUACAUAGACUCUUUGUAUUACUGUUUUGUCACUUUUAGCACCAUUGGAUUUGGAGAUCUAGUAAGCAGCCAAAAUGCAGUGUACAAAUAUCAGGGAUUAUACAGGUUUGGAAAUUUCAUGUGUAUACUUUUGGGAGUUUGUUGCAUUUACUCACUUUUUAACGUCAUAUCGAUUGUAAUCAAGCAAGUUUUAAACUGGAUUCUAAAAAAAUGUAGGUGCCGAUGCUGUAAUAAGUGCCAUAAAUCCAAUACCCGACUUGGGCGCCGCAAUGCCAUCACUCCUGGAGCUCGCUUCCGCAGGAACCAAUUGUCAAUGGAGACCGACGGCAACUAUGACAGUGAUACGGAAGGCAGGAGGCUGUCAGGGGAGAUGAUCUCAAUGAGGGACCUUACGGCGUCCAAUAAGGUUUCUCUUGCCAUACUGCAGAAGCAGUUAUCUGAAACAGCCAAUGGCUACCCUAGAACUGUGUGCAUCAAUACACGACAAAAUGGCUUCUCAGGAGGGGUUGGAGCUUUAGCCAUCAUGAACAAUAGGUUGGCAGAAACAAGUGAUUCUAGGUAG
Molecule: messenger RNA, 1316 nt
Organism: Nanorana parkeri
Lineage: Eukaryota; Metazoa; Chordata; Amphibia; Anura; Dicroglossidae
Gene: KCNK12
Product: potassium two pore domain channel subfamily K member 12
Exons: 2
Coding region: 78-1316 (412 amino acids)
Biological process (GO): stabilization of membrane potential; potassium ion transmembrane transport
Cellular component (GO): membrane
Molecular function (GO): potassium ion leak channel activity
Source: RefSeq, a predicted model, not a curated record